Messenger RNA from Conger conger (European conger), 2341 nucleotides. It is a transcript of the gene fbxw4, whose product is annotated as F-box and WD repeat domain containing 4. NCBI's taxonomy places the organism in Eukaryota, Metazoa, Chordata, Actinopteri, Anguilliformes, Congridae. Bases 163 to 1341 code for a protein of 392 amino acids. The transcript has 9 exons. Gene Ontology annotation, biological process: SCF-dependent proteasomal ubiquitin-dependent protein catabolic process. The record is from RefSeq and is a predicted model, not a curated record. Gene Ontology annotation, cellular component: SCF ubiquitin ligase complex. Gene Ontology annotation, molecular function: protein binding.
GCUUCCUGUAGGACUCUAGACGUUUUGAAAACAUGAAGAACUGUUCAUUACGGCGUAAUACAGCGGGACAACGUUGCCAUUCAGGCAUCCGUGGACAUAUGCGAAAUAAAUAUAGGACAACAGAAAAAACGAGAAAGGAAACUAUAAUAAAAGGAAGUCAAAAUGUUUAUAUUUCAGUUACCAGAAGACACACUGUACCUCAUCCUUUCCUAUUUGGAUUGCAAAUCUCUUUGCCGGUUUUCUCAAUCUUGCAAGAAAUUUCACCAUAUCACUAACCGUAACGUUGUCUGGAGGAGGAUAGCCAAAAAAUGCAUUAACACUGGAAUCACAAGACAAGCAACGGAUAUGUAUCCACAGCUCUUGCUGAAGGACAGAGUGAAGUUCUCUCAGCACUGGCGCAAGGGCCAGUGUAGAAAGGAGAUCUUGUUGAAGUGGAAGACCAACUUGUUGCCAUGGAUGCAGUUAGACGGAGACGUGCUGUACCUGUCUCAGGCAGCGGACAUCGGGGCGUACCACCUGCAGGGGGGCGGGAGGAGGCCGCGCGGCAAACCCGCCCUCCUGCACACCGGCCACAGCCAGGACGUGUGCAGAUUUGUUUUGACGGACACCCACCUCAUCAGCGCCGGAGGGGAUGGUAAGAUCAUUCUUCAUCACAGAAGGAAUUCUUUCUGGGCGGAGUGUUCUGGCCAUAACCAGGAAGUGAACUGCAUCGACAGUAAAGGCGAGGUCAUCGUUAGCGGGUCCAGAGACCGAACUGCUCGGAUAUGGGCACUGUCAUCAAAUCGACUUGGAGAAUGCUUGCACACGAUUCAGACUUUUGACAGGGUUUGGUCUGUGGCCAUAAGUCCAUCACAAAGCACUUUUGCUACUGGCACUGCCUGCUGUGAGAAUUUUGCACCUCUGCGCAUCUGGGAAAUAGAAAGGGGCCAGAUGGUGUCCUGCAUCGGCUCCGAGUUCCGGCGGGGCGCGGGCGUCCUGGACAUCGCCUUCGAGUCUCCCUUCCAGCUCCUGACCUGCGGCUACGACACCUUCAUCAGAUACUGGGACCUCCGCGUCACCCCCAGGAAGUGUGUCAUGCAGUGGGAGGAGCCUCACGAUAGUGCCCUGUACUGUAUUCAGACCGAUGGAAAUCACAUGAUCGCCAGUGGCUCCUCCUACUACGGCGUCGUGCGUCUGUGGGACAUGCGGAAGACUUCCUGUUUGCAGACGUUCUACCUGUCGUCAGCCACGAGCAGCCCAGUAUAUUGCCUGCGGUUCAGUGCCACGCAUCUCUACAGUGCCCUCGCCACCUCUCUGUGUGCUCUGGACUUCAGAGGCCAGGGGCCCAGGUCUCGCAGAUGAUGAUGUCAGCCCCACUGUCAGCAGAGGACUCAGCAGAUGUACCUUAGCCCCAAGGCUACAGUCAUGUACCUUAGCCCCAAUGUUACAGUCAUGUCCCUUAGCCCCAGGGCUUCAGUCAUGUACCUUAGCCCCAAUGCUACAGUCAUGUACCUUAGCCCCAAGGUUAGAGUCAUGUACCUUAGCCCCAAGGCUACUGUCAUGUACCUUAGCCCCAAGGCUACAGUCAUGUACCUUAGCCCCAAUGCUACAGUCUACAGUCAUGUACCUUAGCCCCAAGGCUACUGUCAUGCAUGUAUCUUAGCCCCAAGGCUACAGUCAUGUACCUUAGCCCCAAGGCUACAGUCAUGUACCUUAGCCCCAAGGCUACAGUCAUGUACCUUAGCCCCAAUGCUACAGUCUACAGUCAUGUACCUUAGCCCCAAGGCUACAGUCAUGUACCUUAGCCCCAAUGCUACAGUCAUGUACCUUAGCCCCAGUGCAACAGUCAUGUACCUUAGCCCCAAGGCUUCAGUCAUGUACCUUAGCCCCAAGGUUACAGUCAUGUACCUUAGCCCCAAGGCUACAGUCAUGUACCUUAGCCCCAAUGCUACAGUCAUGUACCUUAGCCCCAGUGCAACAGUCAUGUCCCUUAGCCCCAAGGCUUCAGUCAUGUACCUUAGCCCCAAGGUUACAGUCAUGUACCUUAGCCCCAAGGCUACAGUCAUGUACCUUAGCGCCAAUGCUACAGUCAUGUACCUUAGCCCCAAGGCUACAGUCAUGUACCUUAGCCCCAAUGCUACAAUCAUGUACCUUAGCCCCAAUGCUACAUUUAUGUACCUUAGCCCCAAUGCUACAUUUAUGUACCUUAGCCCCAAGGCUACAGUCAUGUACCAUAGCUCCAAUGCUACGGUCACGUACCUUAGCCACUAGGCUAGAGUCACAUACCUUAGCCACUAGCCUACAGUCAUAUAGCUUAGCCACUAGGCUACAGGCUGCCCCCAUGUUUGCCACUUUAUCAGGG